CUCUCUCUCUCUCUCUCUCUCUCUCCCUUCCCCUCCCCUCCCCUCCCCUCCCCUCCCAUUCUCUCUACCUCUCCUCUCUCUUUCCAGAUCCUUGGGAACUGGUUCAACCAGAGCACAACCAGCUAGCUCACCCGCAUCUGGCCCGAAGGACGCGCAGGAGCAGAGGAGGAGACGGGAGGCGGCCGGGCAGGCAGGGGCGGCGGCGGCGCACAGCCGGCCGCGCGGGGCAGCCCGUGCCGGCGCGCCUCCGGGCUUGCUCAUGAGGCCUCUACCGAGCCGGAGGAGGGAGCGCCGCGGCAUCUCCCUGGGGCUGCUCGCCCUCCGCCUGGCCGCAGCCUGCUGUCUGCAGAGUCAGGGCGUGUCACUGUACAUUCCCCAGUCUGCCAUCAAUGCCACGGUGGAGGAAGACAUCCUGCUCUCCGUGGAGUACUCCUGCCAUGGCAUCCCCACCAUCGAAUGGAAGUAUACAUCCACCUGGGGGGUGCAGAGGAUCGUGGAGUGGAAGCCAGGGACUCAGGCCAACAUCUCCCAGAGCCACAAGGAUAGAGUCUGCACCUUUGACAAUGGUUCCAUCCAGCUAUUCAGUGUGGGCGUGAGGGAUUCCGGCUACUAUGUCAUCACGGUGACCGAGCGCCUGGGGAGCAGCCAGUUUGGCACCAUCGUGCUGCAUGUGUCAGAGAUCCUCUAUGAAGACCUCCACUUUGUCGCUGUCUUCCUUGCUUUUCUUGCUGCUGUGGCCGCAGUGUUAAUUAGCCUCAUGUGGGUUUGCAAUAAGUGUGCAUAUAAAUUCCAGAGGAAGAGAAGACACAAGCUCAAAGAGAGCACAACUGAGGAGAUUGAGCUACAGGAUGUUGAGUGUUAGCCAAGGCUGAGCCCGAUGACAUUCCUACCUCAAGAGGAAAACUAUUUUCCAGUGGAAGGCGCAAACAUACCAACCCAUGCUAAGAGCCUCCUGUUGUCCUGCCACAGCCGCCCGUUCCUGAUGGGCCUGCCGGCCGUGGACAGAGUGGACUGCAUGGAGUUGAGGACUCUGGAUUGGACCAAGUCAGUUCUUGCACGUGCAUGAAAAUCAAGAAGAGUGCUUUGCGUGGCUGCAGCCCAGAGCUGUGCUAACCCGCGGGCAAUGGCAUAGGGCCAGCACUGGCUGCUUGCUCACUGUGCUCUGCUCGGCCCAGAAUAUAGCCAUUGGAGGCGUCCCCAUGCUGGAGGCCAGAGUACUCGCGGUCAGGUGUGCAGCCAGCAGGCUGUCUGUGCUCCUGCCUGCUCUGCCCUCCAACCCUCUGCUGUGGGGCUGUUGUGAGAAAACGUGAGGCGUUUAGACCAUCUGCUGCCCAAGACAGAGGUUGGACGAGACCAAGGGGUGCUGCUGUGCUUUAGGGAGUUGCUCAGAGAAGGGCGAGCACCCCCAUGGCCUGGAACUUCAGGGAAGAGAGCUUAAUUUGUUCUUGAGGGACCCGCAUUGGGAACAAGGAAACAGAAAAUUAUCUUUCUUUUCCUGUCUUGGUCCAACGUUAAUGAAUUUUCCCUCCUGUGGCCCCAGCGUCAGCCAGUGUGAGGAGCACAGUUUUCACCGUGGGCAGCAUCUGGCCUGCAGGGAACUCCUGCCCGGCUGUGUGAAAGCUGGGCCUGCGUAACGGGUGGCACAACAGGAAGUCAGCAUGAGGAUUCUUCAGUGAUCUGAAAACAACCAGCACUCUACUGAGUACUGGAAAUUGAUGAAAUGCUCUGGGGUGUCGGGCUCCCUGUGAAAUUGGGGGCUGGAUCUCAGCUGGCUUUGGCUUUAUUCUCUUAAGUGUUGGUGAGCAUGUUUACCUGAAAGUUUCUCCGUCCCCGCGUCCAUUUGGCAAGCUCUAAAUCAUGACUGCAUUUAUUUGCCAUUAUCUUUUCUCUCUCCAGUAUUCUUAGCUACAGACCAAAGGUGCCAUCUCCAUUAUUGGUGGAGGCUGAAGCUAUUAGCUGAGUCCCCAGUCUUUAGCUGCAAAUUCGCCCAUGCAAAGCAGAGUAAGAAUAUUCCCUUCUGCCUGGCUGGUGCGGCCGUUGGUUGAGCAUUGUCCCAUGCACCAAGGGAUCACUAGUUCAAUUUCCAGUUGGGGCACAUGUCCAGGUUGCAGGCUUGAUCCCCAUCAGGGGGCAUGCAGGAGGCAGCCAAUCAAUGUUGGUGCUCUCUCAUCGAUGUUUCUAUUUCUCUCUCUCUCCCUCUCCCUUCCUCUUAAGCUAAAAAAAGAGAGAGAGAGAAAAGAAUAUUCCCUUCUCUCACCCCCACUUCAUGUCCUUAAUAUCCACAUCUUUUCUACUUCCCAUGUGGCAGAAUAAGGAGUUGUCGGCAGAAGUUAGUAUGUCAUCUUUCCUUGAGUAACGAAUCCAGGCUUGCAGGAAGAAAUCUUUAGCAAUAUUCAGACAGGAGCUACCAAGGAUCUAGAGAAGGACUCUGAAGGCACUACCUGAAUCAAAAGGCAAGGGAGUAAUUGGUCUGCACAAUUGAUUUGUAGCACUAGCUCUUGACAGAAGUUCCCACCUCAGGCCACCUCCUGCACACACACGUGUGAACGUGCACCCCUGUGCCCUCUCCCUGGGCAGCACAGGAGCCAGGCCUGUGCCAGGACAGGUUCCUUGUACCAGUCUCCAGUGCUCUGGAAAGGCACGGGGAGAACGGGGGUCUAGGACCUGCUUAUGUCUUUCUCCUUUCACACACUGCGCCCAUCCGUGGGAAACCGGUUUGGAUCCAGUAGCUACUGGAGUCUGAGUCCUCUUUUACCACCUGCUUUUCAGAACGCUGCCUCUCAGCUUGUCAGACGUCCGGGGUGGAAAUCUUCAUAAUAAAAGGAGAAAUGGGAUAAUGCCCAGUGAGAGGCCUCAGGGGCAAACCCAGAUGUCCAUUACAUUGCCCCCCAAAUAUGUCAUGAAAGGUUUUGCCUCUUCUUUCCAUUUCUUUAUUUUGCACUUUUAAAGCUCCCUCCAUCCUGAACAUUCCUGUGGAAAGUUUUUGAUUCUAGAGCCUGAGGUUUUUGUCUAUUUUUCGAGACAGGAAAAUAUUAACAUCAGAGAAGUUAGCCACUGUAAAUGUUAAGCUAAAAGUUAUUAUGUUUCAAACUGUGAAGGUGUUUCAAAGAAUGAAAUAAAACCUGAAAAUAAAGUUCUCCUUUGUG
Messenger RNA from Myotis daubentonii (Daubenton's bat), 3146 nucleotides. It is a transcript of the gene VSTM5, whose product is annotated as V-set and transmembrane domain containing 5. Gene Ontology annotation, biological process: positive regulation of excitatory synapse assembly; filopodium assembly. Gene Ontology annotation, cellular component: plasma membrane; axon; dendrite. NCBI's taxonomy places the organism in Eukaryota, Metazoa, Chordata, Mammalia, Chiroptera, Vespertilionidae. The record is from RefSeq and is a predicted model, not a curated record.